AUGACCCCAGCGGGUGCGCUUCCGCGGAGCCGAUCGCAGGCGCCGCAGAGCUGCAGUCGGGCAUGGGUGCCCUCGUGGCCAGCGUGUCGAAGGCCCACUCGGCCCUGCAGCCGGUGCCGCUGCUGGCAGAGAGGAUCCGAGGGGGGGGGGGUCAACGAGGCCGCCAAGGCGGCCCACGACCUCGAGUCCACGCGCCGCCACCUGCACGUCUUCUUCCAGAGGCGUCGGGAGAGGCUGAGAAUGACGACCUCCAUGAUCGCCUGCCGCAUGAAGCGCCAUGUCACGGACUGGGUCACCGCCCAGCACGUCGCCCCGCACCUCCACGAGCGGCUGCGCCUGCUGGAGGCUGAGGCCGAGAGCGCGGAGGGCCGGAUCCGACGCCUCAAGCCGGAGGCCUUCCAUGAAGCAGGCGGGGGCUGCCGCGACCUGCCCGUCGGAAAGGCGUCGUCCGGCGAGCCGCUCUUCCGCGGCAGCGGCCCUUGCCGCAGGGGCGCGCUCGGGCCCGUGUUCAAGUCCGACGUCGCCGUUUGCUUGCGCGAGCUCGUGUUCGAGGACCGCGCCACCCGAACGCUUCGCCGCUUCGUGAGGCGGAUGCAGCACGUGCCCCUCAGCCACCGGAGGCAGCUCUGGGAGGUCGCCGAGAGGCUCCAGGCUGCGGCAGGCACGGCCCCGCGCGGCUCAACGAGAGCGUCGCCGCUCCCCCUGAAAAGGGUCGUGAUGUCGGAGGGCCUGGAGGCGCGCGUGCGCGAGCUGGCCAAGGACCCCGCUGACCACGUUCCACAAGCAAAGAAGGGCCUCCGUGGCGCCUACGUCACUCCCAUAGGGAGCCUCGUGGAGAGGUGA
Messenger RNA from Prorocentrum cordatum, 843 nucleotides. NCBI's taxonomy places the organism in Eukaryota, Dinophyceae, Prorocentrales, Prorocentraceae. The record is from the annotation of a GenBank genome assembly.